Oppiella nova is the source of this 459-nucleotide messenger RNA. NCBI's taxonomy places the organism in Eukaryota, Metazoa, Arthropoda, Arachnida, Sarcoptiformes, Oppiidae. The record is from the annotation of a GenBank genome assembly.
AUUAGACGUGAGUUCUGUGUCUUAAAGGAAGAGCACAGCAGAGUAUUGAUGCAAAUGCAGGAGCAGUCGGCGCACAUCCAACAGCUUAAAGACCAAAACGCUUUACUAAAAGCACAAAAGAGCGCCAUUUCUCCGCUCAAUAUUAGCGCUAUUGACUCCUCAUUGCCAUCCGAUGCCAAUAGCAAUGAGUGUCAAGAAUUAAGACUUGAGAUCCAGAAUCUGUUGCAACAAAUUCAGACGCGAGAUAACGAUAUUACAGCUCUCAGAAAUGAGUUGUCAGUCAAAGUACAAGAAUCGAAAACAUCCGGUGCUAUAGAAUUACAAACUGAAAAUCAAAACCAAAACCAAAAUGAAGGUCUUUUGAAUGAAAACAGAGAAUUGCAAGAAUUGGUAUCAAAGUUGAAGUCGGAUUUGGAUAUCAAUCAAUCAAAGAGUUCAUCAGAUAGUGAACUGUUAGCU